Messenger RNA from Zootoca vivipara (common lizard), 8285 nucleotides. RefSeq lists its product as uncharacterized. The record is from RefSeq and is a predicted model, not a curated record. Gene Ontology annotation, biological process: regulation of transcription by RNA polymerase II; embryo development. Gene Ontology annotation, molecular function: DNA-binding transcription factor activity, RNA polymerase II-specific; RNA polymerase II transcription regulatory region sequence-specific DNA binding. Gene Ontology annotation, cellular component: nucleus. NCBI's taxonomy places the organism in Eukaryota, Metazoa, Chordata, Lepidosauria, Squamata, Lacertidae.
AUCGCAUGCAGUGAAAGUUCCUGACUCACCAAGGGAUUGAGACCCAUCAACUAUCCUCACCUGGCUUAGCUGGAUUGUCACAGCUGUUUCCUGGGUUGUGUCUCCUGUUGCAUGCUUACGGCUUCCAGGACCCACAGGAUAUUCUUUCCCUGCACUCUGAAGCAGACAAUGGAGAAGACAGGGAAGAAUCCUGGGGGGCCACCUGUAAUUUCAAAAGGAAUAACGAAGAAACCAUUUAAAUGUAUAGAGUGUGGAAAGAGCUUCAGUCAAAGUGGAGACCUUAGAAAUCAUCAGCGAACUCACACAGGGGAGAAACCCUUUAAAUGUAUGGAGUGUGGAAAAAGCUUCAGUGCCAGUGGGACACUUAGAAUACAUCAACGAACUCACACAGGGGAGAAACCCUUUAAAUGUAUGGAGUGUGGAAAAAGCUUCAGUGACAGUGGACAACUUCGAGUACACCACCGAACUCACACAGGGGAGAAACCAUUUAAAUGUAUGGAGUGUGGACAGAGCUUCGGUCAAAGUGGACAACUUCGAGUACAUCAACGAACUCACACAGGGGAAAAACCAUUUAAAUGUAUUGAGUGUGGAAAGAGCUUCAGUGACAGUGGGACACUUAGAAUACAUCAACGAAUUCACACAGGGGAGAAACCCUUUAAAUGUAUGGAGUGUGGUAGUAGCUUCAGUCGAAGUGGAACUCUUCGAGUACAUGAACGAACUCACACAGGGGAGAAACCAUUUAAAUGUAUGGAGUGUGGAAAAAGCUUCAGUGACAGUAGAAUUCUUCGAAUACAUAAACGAACUCACACAGGGGAGAAACCCUUUAAAUGUAUGGAGUGUGGAAAAAGCUUCAGUGACAGUGGAACACUUAGAAAUCAUCAACGAACUCACACAGGGGAGAAACCUUUUAAAUGUAUGGAAUGUGGAAAGAGCUUCAGUCAAAGUGGACAUCAUAGAAGACAUCAACGAACUCACACAGGGGAGAAACCCUUUAAAUGUAUGGAGUGUGGAAAAAGCUUCAGUCACAGCAGGACACUUAGAAAACAUCAGCGAAAUCACACAGGGGAGAAACCCUUUAAAUGUAUGGAGUGUGGAAAGAGCUUCAUUGCCAGUGAAAACCUUAGAAUACAUCAACGAACUCACACAGGGGAGAAACCAUUUAAAUGUAUGGAGUGUGGAAAAAGCUUCAGUGCCAGUGGAAAACUUAGAAUACACCACCGAACUCACACAGGGGAAAAACCAUUUAAAUGUAUGGAGUGUGGAAAAAGCUUCAGUGCCAGUGGGAAACUUCGAAUACACCACCGAACUCACACAGGGGAGAAACCCUUUAAAUGUAUGGAGUGUGGAAAAAGCUUCAGUGCCAGUGGGACACUUAGAAUACAUCAACGAACUCACACAGGGGAGAAACCCUUUAAAUGUAUGGAGUGUGGAAAGAGCUUCAGUCAAAGUGGAGAACUUAGAAAACAUCAACACACUCACACAGGGGAGAAACCCUUUAAAUGUACAGAGUGUGGAAAGAGCUUCAGUCAAAGUGGAGAACUUAGAAAACAUCAACGCACUCACACAGGGGAGAAACCAUUUAAAUGCUUGGAGUGUGGAAAAAGCUACACCGAAAGUAGGACACUUAGAAAACAUCAACGAACUCACAUGGGUGAAGCCAUUUAAAUAUGGAGUGUCGAAGGAGCUUCAGUAAAAUGGAAACCUUACAAACCAUCAAUGAACUUUUACAGGUCAGAAACCCUUUAAAUGUAAGGUGUGCGGAAAGUAAUGCAGGUAAUGUCUUAAAAUAGUAGAAUGCAAGAUGCAAUGUUAGGGAGGGGUGUGUGCAUCUGGAGAGCUGGUGCAGAGUAAUGAUGGGCUGAGAGUCACAUGAUUUUAUAUAUAUAUAUACAAUAACCAAACAUGAAAAAACAAAUCAUACAAUAUACAAAUCAAAUAAUAAAUGACAAUACACACCAAAAACAACAACUAUAUUUUCAAUCAAUCUCAUAUUCCGUAUCUUUAUCAACUUCCUCCUUUUCCUCCCGUCUAUGUUUCUAUAUAUCACUUACUUAGCACUUUCUAAAUCUUGAUUCCAAUCUUUUUCAUAAUUAUCUAAUCUAAAUAAUACUCUUAAUCCCUUCUCAAUACAUAAUAUCCAAAAUCUCUUAAUAUAAUUCUAAUCUUAAAAGCACAUAAACAUCAUAUCACAUAACUAAAUCUUACCACAUAAUACAUUGAUCUAACUUCUGAAACCUCCUUUUACCAAAUUCUUUGCUAAAUAUUGCUAAUCUUAUAAUUUUUCUCUAAAUAAACUUUAAAUUUCUUCCAAUUUUCUUCCACUGAUUCUUCCCCCUGGUCCCGGAGUCUCCCCGUCAAUUCAGACAGUUCCAUGUAUUCUAUCAGCUUCAUCUGCCAGUCGUCCACCGUCGGUAUAUCUUCAGUUUUCCAAUUCCUUGCUAAUACCAUUCUAGCUGCUGUUGUGGCAUACAGAAAAAACGCAAUAUCUUUCUUAGGUAAUUCCUCUUUUAUUAUUCCAAGUAAAAAUGCUUCUGGUUUCUUAACAAACGUGUUUUUAAACACUUUCUUCAACUCAUUAUAAAUCUUAUCCCAGAAGCUCUUUACUUGGGGCAUGUCCACCACAUACGGUGAAAGGUUCCUUCUACAUUCUUAAAUUUCCAACAUUUGUUAUCCUGUUUGUGGUAAAUCUUAGCCAACUUUCCUGGUGUAAGAUACCAUCUAUACAUCAUCUUCAUCAUAUUCUCUUUUAAUACAUUACAAGCAGUAAACUUCAUAUUCUCCUUCCACAACCUUUCCCUCCUAUCAUUAUAUUAUGUCCUACAUCUUUUGCCCACUCAAUCAUAACCAAUUUUGUCUGUUCAUCUUUAGUAUGCCACUCCAACAACAAAUUAUACAUCCUUGAAAGAUUCUUAAUUUUUGGUUCUAAUAAUUCUGUUUCCAAUUUUGACUUUACAAUUUGAAAACCAACUUUUUUAUCCAGCAAAUACUUUAUCCAGUAUUUGAUAAUACUGUAACCAAUCAUUCAGAUAUAUCUUCAACUGUUCAUAUGUUUUUAACUUAAAAUGGUCUUUCUCUUCCAUCAACAAUUCCUUGUAUGUCGGCCACUGUUUCCAUAUUCAAUUUUUUAUUUACUUUAGCCUCUAAAGGCAAAAUCCACCUGGGUGUUUUUCUUUCUAACAAAUCUUUAUAUCUAUCCCAUACAUUGAACAAUGAUUUUCUUAUAAUAUGACAUUUAAAAACUUUAUGGACCUUAAUCUUAUCAUACCACAAAUAAGCAGAAAUUUCCCCAGGACUUGCUCAGAUCACAACGCUGUGGCAAUGGAACCAAAACUAUCUUUGCAGGGUUCUUUUAGAUGGAAAAUGAAUGAUGCAUUGAUGAGACAAGAAGAAAUUGUCCAAAAAGGACAAAAGACUCUGGAAUAUUAUUUUGAGUUAAAUUUGAAUACAGAGACUGAGUUAAGGACGAUAUGGGAUGCCAGCAAGGCGGUGAUGCGAGGAUUCCUGAUUCAACAGAAUAUGAUUAAGAAGAAACAACAAAAUGGGAGAAAAGAAAAAAUAUUGAUACAAUUGAAGGAUAAGGAAAAUAAAUUGAGAUGUAAACCCAAGGAUAAACAGAUUCAAAAAGAAAUCAAGUUGUUGCAAGCACCAUUUAUUCAAAUAACAAAUUUGGAAAUUGAAUGGAAGAUUAAAAUGAUGAAUCAAAGGAAUUUCGAAUCUACCAAUUAUUAGCAUGGCAAUUGAAGAAAAGACAGAAACAGAGUCACAUGAUUUUUGGCCUUUGGUGGAGAGAUUGGAAAUGCUCAUGUUUGAAGUAGGGAAGAGAGAACUGUGAAAGUGGAGUGUGAGACUUCUUGUGUUGCUUUGGAAGUAGAGUCGCAUAACUCCCAUUGUUAUAAUUGCAGUAAAGGAACGAUGAAGUCACAGGUGUCUGAAAGCAUCUUCUUACAUGCAGACGGUAGUCUUGAAACCCUUGUAUAUAGUUCCUAUUGUAUAAAUUAAAUGUGUUUACCACACUUCCUCAUUUUUGUCUACGUCAAGGGUGAAGUGUUGAAAUAAACAUUAUCUCUGGUGGCAUCAUAUAGCUUGUAGCUGGGACCCAGAUACGAAGCCUGCUUGCACCCUUGAAUGGAACAAAGUGGUAGUCUAAAUGUAGUUUUCCCUUUUAGUUUUAUAAGAUAUGAAACUCGCUUAUGCUUGCAAUUGGAAUCCACACACAAAAAUAGGACAACUUUCGGUGUGCUGCUUAUGUCAAUAGGUUAAUGCUGGGGGCGGGCUUUGACCAAAUAAGGACAAAUAAGGGUUGGACUUCGGGGUCAUGGGAAAUGAGUAUAAUCAGGCGGUCUGACAGGUUGUAACCGCUGCGCCGCUGCGCUGCCCUCCAUCCAACUGGAGGACAGAGGAGGGACUUUUGCGCCCGGGGGGAGGAUAAAUGCCUGUGUUGUUCUGACCUGCGUAUGCCUGAACAGGGUGGCUUUACUUAGUAGUUACAUAACAAUCUGUGAGUUCACCUCACAUGGAGACUGAGUUCAUGUGCUGCUGGCUGAGAGCCAGCAGACAGCAAAACUACAUUAAGAUAACAACAUGGCUGCAGGAGAGCAGUAUGGAAGCAAGAGAGAGAAAAUGGCUGCGCGAUUGGGCUCUUUUAUGGCGUCAGCCAGGGCCAUGCCCAUCUCUCAGGGGGAGGAUGCUCCAGACCAGUGGAAGUUCCACUGACUGGAGUAACCUCCCCCUGCCUGUGCCCACCCUAGGGAAACAAGGGAUGUUGCAUUGGACUGUUCCAAUGGAUUUCAUGCCAAAACAACUUCCUCCAAAUGCAGAAGCUGCCCAAAGGCAGCAGCCACCUCUGGGCAUUGAGGAUGGAAAUCCUCUCUCCACCUUUGGAACUGGACUUAAGGCAUAGACAGGAAGCGUCCUUUGCACCUAAUAGGCUCUGUGAACCUAUUUUCGUGACAGCCCCAGGGCUACUGCUUCCUUUGGGUUUAGGGGAAGAUGGUGCUCGAUUCUUCCAUACUUGGCAAGGUGAUUGAGCGGAACAACUCCAAGCAUGCCUGGAGGAUGCGGACCAUUUGGAUCCCUUCCGAUCGGGAUUCAGGCCUCAUCAUCGGACUGAAACUGCCAUGGGCGCGCUGGUCGAUAAUCUCCAGUGGCAUAGGGACAAAGGUGAGAGCUGUUUCCUAGUUCUGGAUCUCUCAGCGGCCUUUGAUAGCAUUGACCACGACAACCUCAUGGACCGUCCAGAGGAGCUGGCAGCUGGCGGCACUGUUAUACCCUACUCCAGUGGUUCCCAACAGGUGGUCCGCGGACCCCCAGGGGUCCGCAAGAUGCAGGGCCGGCUCUAGGGAGGGCGCCUGGUUGGGAGUCCGGGCUGAGCUGCAGCCGUCCGGGACUCCAGGAAAGAGCCGAGAGCUGAACAGAGCUCGGAAAGAGCCCUGCAGUGCCCGAAGCUGCCACUGGGGGCGCGGGGAGUCCUCAGCCGCUUGGGCCUAAAUGCUCCCUUCUCGCCAAGGCGUGGAUUGAAACACCUCCAGGAGCAGAGCCAGGAGCUUGAAAGGGACCGGGUGGGAGACGCUACAAGGAAGAAAAUGAAACCGACCAGGAAAAGUACAGUAAUUCUGGGAAGUUGCUCGGGGUGCAUAUUGCUCGGCAAAACUUUGGAGUUCUCUUUUUUCUUUUGCAAAAGCGUAUGGGGCGUCUGAAGACUGGAAGCACUUGUAAGGGGGCUCGGGGGGGUUAGUUUUUUCUUUUGCAAAACCGCCGUCUGUUUUCUCAAAGGCAAACCGCAGGCAGGACAAGGGGGCGGUGGUGGUGGAGGAAAGUUUUCGUGGGCGAACAGAGAACGGAGCGCCCUCGUGGAGAACCGGGUGGUUUUGUGUGUGUGUGUGUGUGUGUGUGUGUGUCCGUUUGCACGGAGACUAUCCGAUCCGAUCGGUGUUUGUGAAAACUCUUCAACUUUGCAAGAAGAAAAAGGUGUCUAGCGGGGAGUGGGUGGGAGAGAAGAGGGACAAAAAAGCACCACGAGGAAGGGGGGGGGGAUGAGACAUGCCUCCCAGGCACUCAGCUAUGCAAAAGCAAGCGAGAGGUGAGGGAGUCGGGGAAGAGGAUAUUUUGUUCCGUAACAUUUCCUGCCUUUUCUCUCUGAAUGGAGCUGCUUCUGUUGCCCCCCCCCCCCGGGUCCGGCUUUCUUUAAAGAAAACAAACACAAACCUUUUUUUUUUAAAAAAAAAGGUUUCUCCUCCCAAAGCUGCUUUCUUUUACUUUUACAUGCUUCUGUUCCCUCUUGAUCCCAAAAUGGCAACUCUCAGGGUGGGACAGGGUGGGACAACGAGAUUGAGGACAGAGGACACAAGCAAGAGAAGCUUCGCCGGGCUUGUAGUUGUGAAGCUUCCUUUCCCUGCCUCUCUCUCUCCUCCGAGAUGUUACAAAGCAUGUGAGCUGCUCUCUCCCCCCCCCCCACUCGCCUCCUGUCCCUUCUUAGACGCUCUCAGGAUGAUUCCUGCUUGCUUUUAAUCCGGCCAGCAGCAGGGGCACUUUCACCUCCUGAAUCCUCAGAUACACAAACACAUGACGCCUCCAGGAGGGGGGAGGGAAGUAGAGAAGCAACAGCUCCCUCAACUCGGGACCCAAACCCUGGAACCUACAGGGUUAAAAAAAAGUGACCCCCUGUUUGCUCCUGAUUUCGAUCUGCCCCUGUGCUUUGUCCCAUUUCCGCAGCUGUGAAAGCCUCAAUUCCCUGCGUCUGCGGCUGUGUGGGGAGGGCUGCAUACUGUUGGGUGAGCAUUUUUAAUCAAUUUUCCCCCCACCCAACAACUUUGUGCUCUUUCCCCCUAAGAGAAGCUUAAAAACUCUUUCUGAUUCCUGCCAUAAAUAGGUCAGCUGCUGGCACUCCACCCUUAAAAAAAAUGUUCAAAAACUGGCCAAUCCUCCCCCCAAAAGGCUCAACAACUCUGGGCAAUCACUUCCAACUGGGUAGAUCACUGUCCUAUAAUUAUACCAGUAUUGUAGAGUUGGAUGGGACCCUGUUGGAGAUCACCUCUUUACAUUUGCUGUCAGCCUUCAUUUGCCCUCCUCCUACUAUGUAACUUUACAUAUCUCUCCCUCCCUCACACACAAAACAACAACACACAAACACAGUUGCCUUGGAUGCUAGUCCUACUCAGAGUAGACUCACUGAAAUGAAUUAAAAAUCCAAACAUUAAUUUAGAAGGAUCUGCCCUAAGUAGGAUUUAGUUGGAUGUAGCCUGUUAUUAUGACCAAAGUAUCUUACCCAAAAAGAUCUGCACAAACCAGUUUACCUGAGUGCAUUAUUCUCAGGGUGGGGGGACUCAUUUAUUUAUAAUUGCAUAAUAUGGGACUAAAUAGCAUUAUGUUGUAAGGACCUUUUAUUAAAUCUCAGAAUUGUAAAGUUGGAAGGUACCCAAGGGUCAUCUAGUCCAACCCACUGCAAUGCUUGAAACCUGGAUGGAGUACUCUGUUGUAACUGUAAAAAACGUAUAAAUAUAAAAUAUAAAAAGUCUUAAUUUGGCUCUCACUUUUUAAUUUUAGGAUUAGGAAUUAAUGGGAGUCCUUGUCACAAUAGCGGCUCGAUGAGGGGUCCUCGAGAAAAUUUUGUUGGGAACCCCUGCCCUACUCUACCUCUCUUCAAAUCGGAACCAAUGAAAGUGGUAAAGUGGAAGUGGAGGCGAUUUCAGGAUGUAUGGCAGCUAACGGAUUGAGGUCGAACCCUAACAAGACAGAUGUACUGUUUUGGGGGUGACAGGAGGCGGGCAGGUGUGGAGGACUCCCUGGUCCUGAAUGGGGUAACGGUGCCCCUGAAGGACCAGGUGCACAGCCUGGGAGUCAUUUUGGGCUCACAGCUGUCCAUGAAGGCACAGGUCAAUUCUGUGUCCAGGGCAAUGUCUACCAGCUGCAUCUGGUAUGCAGGCUGAGACCCUACCUGUCCGCAGACUGUCUCGCCAGAGUGGUACAUGCUGUAGUUAUCUCCCGCUUGAACUACUGCAAUGCGCUCUACGUGGGUCUACCUUUGAAGGUGACCCGGAAACUACAACUAAUCCAGAAUGCGACAGCUAGACAGGUGACUGGGAGCGGCCGCCGAGACCACAUAACACCGGUCUUGAAAGACCUACAUUGGCUCCCAGUACGUUUCCAAGCACAAUUCAAAGUGUUGGUGCUGACCUUUAAAGCCCUAAACGGCCUCGGUCCAGUAUACCUGAAGGAGCGUCUCCACCCCCAUUGUUUUGCCCGGACACUGAGGUCCAGCACUGAGGGCCUUCUGGCAGGGGCGUACC